AUUAACUUCUUUUAUAAAUAUUUAUAAUGAAACAUAGCCAUUAAAAUUAAAUCAAAUAAAUACGUUUCUAGUAAAAAAUAUAAUUAAAAUUAAUAUCAUAAACAUUUUAGUGCUGUUAUUUUAUUUACGUUUAUUAGUAUUUUCAGUACUGCCACUCGAACGGCCGAAGAAGUAAUAUCGUACGCAAUCGGUGAUAUUUACAAUUAUUAUUUUGCUACUGUUUUGGUAUUGAACAAGGUGAAUUGUAUAUUUUUUAGUUCACAAAAGAGUACCAAAUGCGGAAAACUAUUGAAUAAUGCAAGAUCUUAUCAUAAACUAAAAAUGUUAUUAUAAUUGUUGAAGUCGGCAUAGUGGCUAUAGUUGUCAAAAUAUGGUCGUAUGUUUCGCCUGAACAGAUAAGUGGUGAUGUGUGAGCAAAUUGAAACGAAUUAUUUGGACGGGGAAGUGGUAUGGGUGAAACUGGGAUCAUGCUGGUGGCCCGGCGAAGUGGUGGGCCCUGAGAAGCUCCCCCCAGAUGUCCUGCCGUCAUUUCGAAAGCCACCCAUUGCGGUGGUAAAGUUUUAUCAAGAAGAUACAUAUGAAUAUGUCAAGAAUCAGAAUUCGAUCUUUAAGUACAACUGCAGUCGUAAAAAUGAAUUUAUUAAUAAGGGAUUGUACAUGUAUCGAACAAAACAUGGUCACAUGGAAAAGUUUCCUGAAGAUGUUAUCCGGGCUGAAACAGCAGUGGGAGGCGACAUUGAAAUCCUCACACGAGAAGAAUUCCAAGAGCCUAAAAAGGAGAGUUAUGCAGGACUUUUCGGUGAUUCUGCUAAGAAAACACCUGGAUUUGCAAAAAGAGGCAAAGGCAGGCCAAGGCUUACUUCAGAAUCAUCGAGAACCCCAGUUAGAAAGAUUAAAGAAAAAACAGAUUACAAAGUUCACAUUCUCCUACAAGGAUCAAACACACCCUCCAGUCAAACAGCAGAACCUUCUUUAACACCUUCUACUAGCAGAGUAGAGUCUGAAGACACAGAGCAGACAGAAACAAAUCAAGAGCAGCCACAAACUCAGGAAAAGCCCACUGUAUCCGCCCCGUCAACUCCUGUCGCCUCAAGUGCUGGUGGAAUUUAUUCUUGUCAUGCUUGUUCCUUUUCCACAACUCGCCUUAAUGUUCUUAUUUUACAUAACAAAACUCAUAGUGUUAGCUUCACACCUUACACACCAUCUCCAGUAAGAAAAAAACCAGCAAAACCAACUUCCAAGGCAACACCAACUACUUCGAAAACACCAAAAGUUAAACGCCCUCGAAAGGAGACGCCUGAAGGAAGUUCUAAGAAAUCAUCACAAGCUAAAAAACGCGUAUCAGAAGAUGCCAAGAAAACCAACACAGAAGCCAAAAAAGCUAAAACAGAUGAAGAAAUAAAGAGUAGUCUUUUAGCAGAUUGGGAUGACGUAGAAGAUGAAGAGUCAAAUGAUGACUCUUCUGCUAUGGUAAUGGCUGGAUCACCUGAAGUAGCAGUUGCGGCCGAGUCGCCUGCAGUACCAACCCCAGCCGAAUUGCCAAGUGCACAAGUACCAGGAGAUAUUUCGCCCCCAGUAAGCGAUAAAGCUGAGCCUUCUAGUGAUUCAAAAUACGAAUUUUGUGAAGACGAAGACUGGUCACUUGAAGCAGAUGCUGGUCGAAAAAUUCCUCGUGUUACAAAUCCAUCCAAACGAAAAGAAGAUGCUAAGAGCCUUAGCAUAGAUGAAGAUGAUGUUGCAAGAGAGGUAGCAGAGUUAUUGAAUAAAACAACAGUGCCUGAAUUGCCAUCAGUACCAGAUUCGUUGAAUGUAGAGGAAAAUUUUCCUGAGCCCUCUAUUGUAAAAUCUCCGGACAAAAAAUAUGAUGAACCUGAACCUUCAAAAAGUUCAGAAAAAGUGCCUAUAGAAACAGCACCAAUGAAAGCAAUUUUUAAAACGAAAACAUUUUUUCGUAGCCGACACUCAAGAAGUCAAGAUGCAAUAGGGAAAUAUGUGGCAGAACAACUAAAUGCUGUUGAAAGAAUGGAUAUGUCAGAAGGUGAAAUUAAUGGAUCUGAAGCGGUUUCUUCACCCGAAGCGAGAGAUUCACCGCCUAUUGAACCAGUCAAAGUUGCCAGAUUGGCACCCAAAAUACAACUUAAAAAAAUGAAAGCUGAAGCUGCUUUGCAGCAAAGAGAAAAAGAAAAACACAAAGAACUGGAAACUGUCAAAAACAAAGAAAUAACACAAGAUGUAACUGUCUGUUCAAAUGUUACCCCACCUGUGUUAAGUGUUGCGGAUAAUAAAUCACAAGAAGCUAUAAUAGAGAACUGCGACGUGAAAAAUAAUGAAAUAGACAGUAAUUUACCUAAAACAAUUCAGGAUGUUUUAUAUCCUACACAAGAAAUAAAGCCAGUAAAUGAAGAAACCUCUGAUAAAAGCCUCAUCAUGAGUCAUGAAAAUAAAGAAAAUGUAGUCAAGAUGCUCAAGCGCACACCGGAAUCGAAAGAUACUUUUAUAGAUACUGAAGAUGAUAAGAUAGAAACACCUUUUACAGAAAUAUCUGCUGAAAUUGACAAUGAACCAUCUGCUGUUGAAAAGUCUCUCCAUCAGUCUAUCGAACCAUAUAUGAAUGAGUCCACUGCAUCUGCUGUUGACGCUUUAUUGAGUGUUUCUCGAGACGCGGACAGAGUCACUAGAGUGAUCAGUAACGAUCUUCCUGAAGAGUUAUUUGAAGAUGACAACAAAGAUAGCAUUGCGAAUAACUCAGUCAAUGGUUUAAAUGAAAUAAUAGAUGAAAGCAAUGCCACUAAAAAUGUAGAAAAUAAACAAAAUGAAAUUAACUUUAGUAAAGAUCUGCAAAUAGAUUUUAAUGAAGACAACAAUUCAAACACCAAUGUUAAUAAUACAAUUCAAAAUGAAGAAGAUAAUAAGAGUAUUAACGAUAAAGUGGUUUCAAAUUUCAACAAUGAACAACCUGAAGACGUUAAGAUACUUAUGAAAUUGCACACCGAAAAUGUUCCGUCUGAAUCAGAUCUUCAGAUUGCAGAAACCCUUCUUAAUUUACCAUCAACAACAAUACAAAGUAAAAAUGUAGCAGAUCAUCAAGAAAUAGUAGAAUCACCAUCGCAAGUGGAAUCUGAAGUUUGUACAGAAAUGAUGGAAACUCAGGAGGAUAUGGAAGUAGAUAGCCAGGUUUACGAUAUACCUGAAGAAACCAAGGAUUUAAAUGCAACUAAUAAAACUGAAACUAUUUUGAAUAACGACAACACAAAAUUACGCUUUGAAACAGAGCAAGAAAAAACAGAAAAUGCAUUAAAUGCCGCUCAAUCAUUGGUACAAAUGUCAGAAUCUAUAGACCACAAAAUGAAUAUUGUGGAAUCAAACAUAACUAAGAACGAAAAACCAAUUUCGGAAACAUACAAGGCAAACCAGAAAAAUGGGACUGACAAGGUAGAACAAAGUGUAGAACAGAAAGUGUCUUUAUUAUCUACAGAUAAUACUAACGAGCCAGUACCAAUUAAAUCAGCGAAGAAAUUUGAGACAACAUCAUCGAAACUUUUAAAAAUUUUAGAAGAACCAAUUCCAACAAAGCUCGCAAUUCCUAAAGCUUUAACCACUGCAAAACAAAUUAUAAUUCCUGGGAAAGAAAAGAUUCUUAAUUUUGACGUCGCCAAAUCAUUAUCAGGGAAAAGUCAAUCUCCAGUAAUAAUUCGACGUGCAGCUGCUAACAAAACGUUACUUAAUAACCUUGGGGAGUUAACGGGAGAUAAAAUAAUCCUGUCCCGGAGUAACAAACCACAAGACGGAUCUUCAGUUCAAACAUACACAAUGCAGGCAGCACCAGAAACUUCAAAGGAUUCCAAUACUAUCACUAUAAUACAACAAAAGAUAAGAAAAGUGCCCAAAACUCCUACAAAAUUACAAAAAGGAAAAUUUCAGACCAAUUCUAAUUCUCUUGUCAAUCCACAACCUGAACCUAAAAUAUUAAACGAAGCUGCUAAUGACGAUGCCAUGUUUGACAUAAACUCUAUGCCAAUAGUUUUAUCUGAUGAUCUCUUAACACCAGAAAGCAUUGAGAAAAUGCCUAUUGUAAUGUCUGACGGCAACCUAAUCCCAAAUACUGUAAACCCACCUAAACUAGUUAAAACAAAGCAGACUGUUGUGGAAACCGAAAAGAUUUCAGUUACUACUGGACCAAGUAAGCCUGAAGUGAAAACGUUACUAAUGAAUCCCGUAACCGAAGUUAGUAAGAUUACUACCCCAAAUAUAUUAUCAAAAUCGUCAAAAUUACGCGGUGGUGCUAAACCUAUGUUAGUUAUCGAUAAGACGACAGGAGCUAAGAAAAUUAUUGUAACGAAAACUGAGCCGCCUGUCAAAGAAAUUAAACAAGCUCCUACAAUAAUACAGCAAGUGACUCAAAACACAGGAAAAGGCGAGAAGUUUAUAAUAUUGCCUACAACAAACUCUCCUCGGCCAGGGCGGCCGCAAAAGAUAGUAAUUGAUCCGCAAACAGGGAAAGCGCACGUGUUAGUGUCUAAGGGGCCCGAACCAACGAUCUCGAUUCCCGAAAAUAAACCUGUGUCGGCUAAGUUGAUACCGUCGUCUUCGUCGAACGCCAAUGCACCCGGUAAUACAGUUAUGAUCAUCACGAACGCUCAGGGAGCGCAGUCGAGGAUAGUCCUCACUCCGGAACACGAGAAAAUUCUGUUUCCGAACAAGCAACAGCCGAAUAUGUCACAAUUGAAAGCUAUUGCUCAAAGGGCGUCACCCAGCUCUGCUAAUGUACAAAAAACUAUAAUAAACACAUCGGCGGCUGUGAAAACACAAACGAAGAUAGUUCCAAAACAAAAGAGCACCAUAAUCACUUCAAAGGGCCAAUUGAUUGUCGGUGGCCGAGUCACCAGCACCGCACAGAGUGUACCCACAAUGCAAGAAAUACGCCCCAGUCCCAAACGGAUCCUAGCCGCCGAACCCAAGAAAGUCAUUCAAAAACCUGCAUCUGAACCGUUGAUAUUUUUGCAACAAAAAUCCGGUGCCGUUGUGCAAUUGACGGCGUCACAAUUUGAGCACUUCAAAAGAACAGGUCAAAUUGUGCAGAAAACGCCAGCUCCGGUCGCCGAAAACAAGAUCAUAGUCCAAAAAACUAAAACUAUAUCACCAAACGAAACGUCGAAGCCUAGAAUUAGGAAAACGGCUACCGAGUCGCCGAUGCCCCCGAAAAAAUUAAGGCAGGAGAUAGCGAUCGCGCCCGCGCCCGCUCCCGCUCCCUCAUUGGCGCCCGUGCCCGCGCUCGCCGCGCUCUCCAACAGCGGCAACCCCGCCUCCCUGCUGCAAGCCACGCACUCCGCCGGCGGCACCAUCGCGACAUCCACGUACCCAGAUUUAGACAACUUCGAGGAGCUGCUGCCGUCGACCGCUAUAGUGCGAUCGACAGAGCCGGUCCCGCGAGUGGAGGUACCGUCCCCGGCGCUGCGACAGGAAGUGCCUGCGCCCGCGCCGCCGCGACCGGAAGCGCCCGCGGCCGCAACACAGGAAGUUCCCGAGCCCGCCCCCGCGCCUCUCUCCGACGGCCAACUGCUGGCGGUGCCUGGAGAGCACUUUGGCGGGCCCCCCGGUUCUUUCUACCUUUGCGUUGAAGAAAAUGGAACUCUCACGCCGAUAGAUAACCGACCAUUAGUACUCGAGAACAAUCAGUUGGUUCCGAUGGCGGUCGAGCCGUUACCCGUUCUCGCCCCUCAACCCGAGCGCAGAGACAUACUGGAGGCGGCGCUCGCCAACAGCGACGUGUUCCACGCGGACACCCCGCGAGACGACGCGCCCGACUUCCGCGAUUUGAAUGCCAACGUCUCCGUUCACUGUCGCGUCUCGGAGACGAGUACGACUCUGAAUCAGCCGAUAAUGACGCCGGUCGAGGUGCCUUCGAAGGGCGACAGCGAGCCGACAGUCCCGUCGAACCUGGAGGACGGGCUCGCCGUCAUCGGCGUGACGCCACACACGGUGCCCACGUCUCUGGAGCUGCCGAUCACGGUGACGGACCCGCGGAUAGCGCCGAAAACGACGGACCCGCUCAGCGGGACGAACUACGGGACCACUUUAUUGCCGUCGCCUAAUACGGAGAUGACGUUCGUCACCACUGAGGAGGUGGAGAUGUCUACGGCGGGUCCGAUAUCGAUGCCGCUGUUGACGGACGACGAGUCGGUGGGGAAGUCGAUGCCGAUCCUGACGGACGAGGUGGCGGAGAGGACGGUGUCGUCACUGUCUUCGUCGUCGCUGGAGGCGCGCGAGGCGGAGGAGGAGGGCGCGUGGUCGCGGCGGCUGCUGACGCCGGGCUCCGACUCGUCGUCGUCGUCGGCGGAGAUCCCGCUGCAGCCCGCCAUACAGCUGUCCGUCAACGACCUCUCGCGACACAGUUAAACAUCGCACGCGGAGUGAACUCGGGGACGUGUGAGGUCCCGCCUUCAAUUUCAUAUAGCAACACCCAUAGACACAGAAAAUUCUACGAUUUCUGAUUUCACACGUUUCCAGUGUUUAUUGUGGUGUCGUUUUAAAAUUCAUUUAUAUAUCAAUUUUAUUUAUUGAUAGGCUUUGAAGUAAUUUUUUUUUCAUUAUAUUAUGUGCAAUGGAUUAAGUUUUAACAUUACUUUGCGGAUAAUGUUUGAUUAUCUUUGGGAGAUGUUACGCGUGACUUUGCCUCGUUGGAAAGAAUUGUUUUAACAGCGUUCAGUUGCUGUUGUGUUAAUGUUAAGAAAGUGAGCUUGUGUGCGUUUGAAACGCACCUGUGUAAAUGUACAUAGUCUAAACGCAAGUCUAUGUCUUAUUUCUACUUGAUUGAAAUAGGUAUAUUGCAUUAUUGCAUACAAAUUAAAAAUUACAAUUUGUACAUUUAAAUUGAAUUAUGAUAUUGUUGGAUCGUGACUGUAAUAUAUGAAAGUUAGGUAUAAAAUAUUUUUAUAACGAGUAGAUAACUGAUUGGCGUGCACGGGCAUGUCGGUGUACCUAGUGUACAAGCUGUGUGCUUUUGUGGUGUCACAGACACGUCUGUGGGACUUAAAGGGACUCUAGAUUCAGUUAUGUAAUAAUGAAUGACUAUAUCAUAAUUGUAGCGUUAAUGUUAAGUACAAUAUUGUUGAGGUAACUUUUAAACAUAUGUCUAAGGCACAUAUUGAUUUGUUUGAGUGAACUAUGUCAGAAUCUAGAUCGGACUAUGAAAAUGGAGUCUUAGUAAUUAACUUCUGUGUAGUUUCAAUAAAAUAAAUUUUAAUCAAAGUAAUGUUUUUAUUAUCUGUCCAACAUUCACAAUACAACAUUCAAGCGAAAUAAAACACUAUGGCAAGUUUAUUAUUGUUUACUUAGUAAAAAUUUUGGUAUUUUACAUAAACUGAAGAUAAAUUUUGUGGUAUUUGGUUUGAUAACAUAUAAAAUGCGAUAUAUUCAAAUUAUAUACAUUCAAUCACUUAGGUAGGAAUUUAUAUCACAACUCGCAAAAAUUAAAUCUCUACAAACUACACUAUGCACUACGGUAACAAUUGCUAAUUUAUAAAUUCGUAGUAUGAAAAUAGUUGCACUUUACAACAAAAAUAAAUGAAUGACACUUAAUUCUAUAAUACUUCAUCUAAGCUUGGAAACUUCGUUUCAAUAUUUCCGUUUUGUAUUUUUCAACAAAACAAAAAUAAGUUAUAACAACCUACAACAGUCAAUUGUUUAUUACUUACAUUAAUAUCUUUCGUACUUUCAUUUGUUUCAUAAAUUAAUCUUUUAAAUAUAACAUUGUACAAAGUGAAAAAAAACUAGUUACAUCAUUGAUUACGAUCACAAGUCAGGCGGUUUUGGUAAUUUUAUUCCCGCUCUCAUACCAGACUUUCUACAAAUUAAUUAGCCCAUGUAUGAUAUGAAUAGUGUUACAAAGUUAGAAUACAUCCAUAAGAUUUCGCAAUCUUGGAUUUUAUAGAUACAUAUUCGCACCAGAAAGAGAUACAUACUUUGUCAACUACUGCUUAUGCCAAGGAUAUGUUGAAAAGGGAAUAAUUAAUUUUUUUCUUAUCUAAAUUGCGUAAUAAAACAUACAUGUGCAUUGA
Amyelois transitella is the source of this 8057-nucleotide messenger RNA. Its product is annotated as titin. The transcript is spliced from 5 exons. The record is from RefSeq and is a predicted model, not a curated record. Bases 406 to 6396 code for a protein of 1996 amino acids. Lineage: Eukaryota; Metazoa; Arthropoda; Insecta; Lepidoptera; Pyralidae.